GUGAUGGUGUCGCUGUUUGUGUUUCUCAGCAUCACUGCCACACCCUUCGAGUGUAGCAGCAGCAGCAGCAGCAGCAGCAGCAGCAGCAGCAUGAUGCGAGUCGCCCUGCUAGUUUUGGCUCUCACGGCAGUCUGCAAUGGCAUCCUCCCUGAGAUAGUGGAUUUAGGCAUCAGUCACAUCCUGGAGGAAAAUUCCUCCCAGGGACAAACGGAGCUGGACCGCACGUUUGUGAAAGUGGAGCAACUGCCAGAGGAUCCGCAGCAAAAGCCCGAGGAUGCGUUUCACCAAAGGAACAACGAGAGUGUAAAUGUCAGCCCUCACCCCAAUAACCUUCCUGCAAGUCAUCAUCACAAUGAAACUGCUUCUGAUAAAGUGAUUGAUAACGAAUCUGUCCACACCUCAGCAGAACAGGAGACAAACAACAUUACCACAGCCGUCCAGUCCAGUGACCUGGAGAACAAUAUUGAUUAUGGAUGCAUUGCUGAUGAGGACUGUGGGAAGGGCAGGUAUUGCCUUUAUGACAAGCGCAACUCCAAGUGUCUGCCUUGCAAAGAAAUCGAUAUGUCCUGCACUAAGGAUAAGGAGUGCUGUGGUGAGCAGCUGUGUGUAUGGGGACAGUGCAGUCUAAAUGCAGCCAAAGGAGAGGCUGGCAGCACUUGUCAAUACCAGACUGACUGCAGCCCAGACCUCUGCUGUCUUCUCCACAAAGCCCUGCUCUUCCCUGUCUGCUCGGCCAAGCCCAUUGAGCGUGAGCGCUGUUUUGGUGCCUCCAACCACCUGUUGGAGCUGUUGUCCUGGGACAGUCAGGACAAGGGACCCAGGAAGCACUGCCCCUGUGCAGGAGAUCUCCACUGCCAGCACCUGGGACGAGGGUCCAUGUGCCUUAAAGGAGAGGACUCGAGUGAAGAGGACCAGACAGACAGUCUAUACUCCGAGAUAGACUAUAUCAUCUAGACACAGCGUGACUGGAUUCACAUUGCCUUGUAAACAACUAGACAGGGGUCUCUAUUGACUCCAGAGCUUCGUCGUAAAGAACAAUAGCACUUUCUGUUUGUGAAUAUCUGUUGACUACUCACCUCACUGUUGUUGCUGCAUCACCUACAUCAUCAGCUGAUGCUAGGUUGAGUAGCAGCACUGCAUCAUCUUAAUAAAGUGAGACUAAAAUAGAACAAAGUCACCACCCAGUUUGCAGUCCCACUGCAUUUACUAUGCACCAGGUAGAAAAAAUAACCCAGAUACAAUCAGGCUUAAUGUACUGCAUGAUCAAUAAAACAGUAUCGCAGAAGCAGACAAUAAUUAAUGAUGUUUAGGCUUCCAAGACUCCCCUCAACAUUACACAUAUUCAUCUACAGGAAACACUACCAUGAGAUGUCAGCAGACUUUGGUAAAAGAUUAACAGUUGGUCAUAUUGUCAUCUAGGAAGCUCAUCUGCAUCCUUAUACAUGUCUGAUAAAAUCUCAGUUUGUUUAAGAGUAAAUCUAAUUCUAGCUGCUUUAAUAUCCUAAAGUUGUUUGUAAAGCUUUUUCCUCUUCACUUUUCCUCGUUAUUCCUGAGAAAAUGUUUUGGCAAACCUUGUUGCUUGAUCCUAGCAAUAUCUGCUCUGCUCUAAGUACUGUAAUGUUUUUGCCAAGAUCUAGGCCUCAACAUGUUUAUGGCACCGAGAUGACAUGUUAUCACAUGCACCACAAGAUGAAACACUGUCCAAUAUGCCAUGUUGUGAUUUAUUCUAUAUUGUUUUUAUGUAUGGUAUAUAUAUUUAUUAUGUAAUGUGCUUUUUCUUUCAUACAUGUACUUAAUUCUGUCACUUAUUUCAAUUGUCCAUUUUUGUCUUUUAAGCAGUAUCUCAUGUCCAGCAGCUUGUCAACAACGUAUCAGAAAAUAUUAGAUGUACGACCAAAACAGUAGCUUAUUUGACUAAACUAAUUAAACUUGAAUUCUUCUAUAGUUUAUACAUGUACAUCAUUAUAAAACUUGGACCAUGUAUGAAAAUUUAACAAAUAUCAGGAUCUAUAAAUAAUAUAACGAACCUUUAUUUUUGUAUACCUAAUUAAAUAUCACUAGUCUUGUCACUAGAUUUCUGCUUGGAGCGAUAAUCAUCUGAUGCUUUUUGAUGAUUUGAAGUGAAGUUUUCAUUUGUCAACGAGUUUUUACACCUGCAUACCUCUGUGGUACCAAACAUGCCAUUAGUCCCCAACACCUCAUGCUUGUAUGUGCUCUGUGUCUUCCAUGUACAGCAAUGUGAGUUAUCAUGUCAACAUCCAGGCAGGAAGGUAUGAUAUGAAUGCAAGCAAUACCUGAUGUACUGUAUGUAGAUAACUUUUGUACUAGCAACUUGUGCUGGAUGUUAACUUACAUGCAGCUAAAACUGUCAAAUAUAACCUCUGCACUGUUCUUUAGCACUUAAAACCUGACAUGCAGCUUGUACAACUCUUGCCCUAAAAAUAAAAGUUUUUUUUAACACCAAAGCCCCUUUUUCUUAAAAAAGGUGAGUAGGAUGUAUGAGUUAAAUUAAGCCAUUUUAAUUUAAAGACAGAAAACUGCAGUUAUGAAAAAAAAAAAAAGCAUUUUUAAUUAAUUUCUAAAAUCAUCUUAAACUAUUUUCACACAGGAUUUAAAUCUCAAAGAAAUAAACACAAAAAAACAAAAGAUAUUGGCAUUUCUACAGUGAAUAGCUGGUGGGAGCAUCAGGAGCCCAGAGGGGCCGGGAUGCUGAGCUUCAGUCCUCAGACCAGUUGCCCGGGCAGACUGAGAAGUCCAGCGGGCUUUCUAUACCCUCAGUCUAGCUUGCAGCAGCAGGUAGAAGCGCCAAAAACAACUUCACACUCUCCACCAAAACCCCAGAGAGAGCUCCCUCCCCUCAGUACAACACCACACACACGGAUGACACUAGAGAUGUACACCCAGUUCACAUGGUGCAA
Sander lucioperca (pikeperch) is the source of this 2918-nucleotide messenger RNA. RefSeq names its product dickkopf WNT signaling pathway inhibitor 3a (gene dkk3a). The record is from RefSeq and is a predicted model, not a curated record. Lineage: Eukaryota; Metazoa; Chordata; Actinopteri; Perciformes; Percidae. Gene Ontology annotation, cellular component: extracellular region. Gene Ontology annotation, biological process: multicellular organism development; negative regulation of canonical Wnt signaling pathway. Gene Ontology annotation, molecular function: co-receptor binding; receptor antagonist activity.